UCCCCCACAGUUUUUUUCUCUUCUCAAUUCUCAUUUCUCAAAGGCAAACACAAGAAGCUCUCUUUCCUUCUUCUUCCUCCUCUCUGCCCAGCGCCUUUAUUCUCAGGGGGCUGUGUUUUGAGUUUUCGUUUUCAUUUCUGCUAAGCAAUUCGUCGAACAGUUUGUGGACUUCAUCACUGUUUUGAGUGUUUUCCCUCCCAUGCACUCCUUCUUUUCCGGCGAUGUCGGUGUGGAGCUAUGGAGACUCCGGAUAACCAUUUCAGUCUCGAGUAGUUUCCCGGGAUGAAUGCAAGAGAGACAAACUCACUGCGAGCUUAGCAGAACGGGAAAAAAAAAAAAGAAAAAAAGCUUGACUUUUCUUCGCAAUUCUUCUCCAACAAAAAAAUUUGAUUUUUUUUUUUUGGGGGGGUGGGUUGGUUGGUUGCAAUGGCUGACGUCAACACGAACCCGGGUGACGCCUCGUCGUCACGCGAAGACGGGGCUGUGAAGGCGGUGAACAAGCGGUACGAGGGUCUGGUGGCGAUUCGCACCAAGGCUAUAAAGGGGAAAGGAGCUUGGUAUUGGACUCAUCUUGAGCCCAUUUUGAUUCGGAACCCGGAAACUGACCUUCCAAAAGCUGUGAAGCUCAAGUGCAAUCUUUGCGACGCUGCGUUUUCGGCUUCAAACCCGUCGCGGACCGCCACGGAGCAUCUCAAGAGAGGCACGUGCCCGAAUUUCAGCGCGGUCUUGAGACCCAUUUCUCAAUUGCCGCCUUUAGCUUCUCCCACUUCGCAGAAUUACCGGAAGCGGAGCUCAAAGCAAGCUGGGGUGGCGUCUUCGAGUUCAUACCCCGUUGGGCUGGUGGAUUCUCCGCGGUUUUGUAAUGAGACGCCGGCUUAUUCACAAACUCCGCUUGCUAUGGUUACUAACACGGGCAUGACUCACCAGCCGGUGGUGUUGUCCGGCGGAAAAGAGGAUUUGGGCGCGUUAGCAAUGCUGGAAGAUAGCGUGAAGAAGCUUAAAAGCCAGAGACCUUCGCCCGGUCCAUCUCUAAAAAAGGAACAGGUCGAUUCAGCUUUCAAUUUGCUAGCUGAGUGGUUCUACGAAUCCUGCGGCUCCGUUUCCUUCUCGUGUCUUGAGCAUCCAAAGUUCAAAGCUUUCUUGAACCAGGUGGGGUUACCCGCCGUGUCAAAGAAGGAAUUUUCUGGGCCUAAUCUUGAUUCAAAGUUUGAGCAAGCAAGAAUGGAGUCGGAAGCUAGAAUUAAAGAUGCUGCAUUUUUCCAGGUUGCUUCUGAUGGAUGGAAGAAUGAUAAUUGUGGUUAUGGGGAAGAUAGUGUUAUUAAGUUUAUGGUCAAUCUUCCAAAUGCCUCUCGGGUGUUUCAUAAGGCAGUGUACAAGGGUGGCUUAGUGCCAUCACAGUAUGCAGAGGAGGUUUUGUGGGAAACCAUAGAAGGGAUGUGUGGGAAUGCUGUUACCAGAUGUGUAGGAAUAGUUGCAGAUAGAUAUAAAGCCAAGGCAUUGAGGAAUUUAGAGAUACGCCACAAUUGGAUGGUCAAUUUAUCUUGUCUAUUUCAAGGGUUUAUGAGUUUGGUUAAAGAUUUUAGUAGGGAGCUUCCAGUUUUCAAAAUUGUAACAGAUAGUUGUAUCAAGAUUGCCAAUCUUUUCAAUAGCAAGUCUCAGGUAAGAAACCAUUUGCUCAAGUUUAGGUCUCAUGGGGUUGAGCUUGCUGGGUUGACUAGAGUUCCUUCGCCCCGCUGUGAUAUGUCUAAAAACUUUGGCCCUUUUGUUGCUAUGUUAGAGGACGUGAGGAGCUAUGCUCGGAUACUGCAGUUAGUUGUCAUGGAUGAUUCGUUCAAAACAGUGUGUUUGGAGAAUCCCGUUGCUAGAGAAGUUGCAGAGAUGGUGCAAGAUAUUGGGUUCUGGAAUAAUGUGGAGGCUGUUCAUUCGCUAGUAAAGCUGAUCAAGGAGAUGGCUAAAGAAAUUGAGGCUGAGAGGCCAUUAAUUGGGCAAUGCCUUCCUCUCUGGGAGGCUUUGAGAUCAAAAAUAAAAGAUUGGUGUGCAAAAUUUAGCAUUGCUGAGGAACCAGUUGAAAAGAUAGUCGAGAGGCGGUACAAGAAAAAUUAUCACCCAGCAUGGUCAGCUGCGUUCGUACUUGAUCCAUUAUACUUGAUAAGAGAUGUGAGUGGGAAGUAUCUUCCACCGUUUAAAUGCUUGUCACAUGAACAAGAAAAGGAUGUGGACAAACUCAUAACACGGCUGGUAUCAAGGGAGGAAGCUCCUGUUGCAUUGAUGGAGCUUAUGAAAUGGAGAUCUGAAGGGUUGGACCCACUCUAUGCUCAGGCUGUUCAGGUAAAACAGCGGGAUCCAGUGACAGGCAGAAUGAAAGUUGCGAAUCCUCAGAGCAGUAGACUUGUCUGGGAAACUUGCUUGAAAGAGUUUAAGUCACUGGGUAAAGUCGCUGUGAGGCUUCUCUUUCUUCAUGCAACUUCAUGUGGGGUCAAGUGUAACUGGUCCUUCAUGAGAUGGAUUUGUCUGCAAGGCCACUCCCGAGCCGGCCUGGACAGAGCUCAGAGGAUGAUCUUUAUUGCAGCUCAUGCAAAACUCGAGAGAGGUGACAUUUCUAGCGAAGAAGAGAAGGAUGCAGAAGUGUUUGCGAUGGCUAGUGGUGAUGAUGACAUGCUCAAUGAAGUAUAUGUUGAUGCGCCCUCAGUGUAAUUUUUUUUUUUUACUAUUUAAUUACAAUUUUUAAGUCGCUUAGAAAAUUGAUAUGUAGGUAAUUUUAUUCUUUACAUUCUCUUUCCUGCGUCCACUUAUUGCUUCUAGUAGAAGAUUUUGGAGAUUUCUUUUGUAGGAAAGGACUGGGAAUUGAGCAUUGUAUGCUAGAUUGCUAGGAACUUAAUAUAGACACUGAUUUCACGACCCAUUUUCAUGGGAAAAUCAGAGGUUCUUGGUUUGUAGGAAGGAAAUUCUUCUUGUUUGUAGAGAAAGUUUCAAGGGAAAUUAUUCGAAUACGAAGGCUUCUAUAACAGUAACAUUAGGAUGGCUGCCUGUUCAUAUAAUAUAGUAAUGACUGGAAGGAUGGAAAUAUGGAUGGCAUGAAAGGGCAUGGAAUGAAUUCUUGUUUGAUAUGAUACUACCUUUUCUCUGAAGUCAAGUCUCUUUGUAUAUGUUGGGUGCAUAGCAAACCGGAGAUUUAUCAAAUGAGUCAAUGUGGGUGCAAUCAAGAACCAAUUUUUUUGUAGAUAGAAAACUUGCUCUAGAGUGUCUCUGAUCAUGAGAUGAUAGAGCCCCACCCCCACAGUUUCGAGCAGAUUUCUACGUGAGUUGUGGCCACAGAGAAUCAGGAAAUUGAAGGGAAGGGUUAUCUGCCUCUCUCUCUCUCUCUCUCUCUCUCUCUCACACACACACACACACACGCUCCCAUUUGGUGUUUAGUCUUUAGGUUUUGUAUCUGUAAAGCAAACUUCACCCUGAUUAUGCUACUUUAACUUGUUCUUGAAAAUCAUAUUUCUUACUUUUCCACCCAUUUUUGGAAGGUUUACCCAAUGUCGAAAGAUGAAAUUUUGUAGUCAUUAGUUAAUUAGCUUUGAUUGCAGAAAGAUGCUUGAGCAAACCUUAAGCAAGGGAAGUCAAUCGGAAUCAUGAGUUACUUAAAUAUCAUUCCUGAAAGGACUUUUGCAACUAACUUGAACUUACCGUCUCAUUUCUGUAUUGUGUGGGGUUGAUUCUUACACCUCUUGUACUGCUCAGGUGUACACCUUUCUCCGUUUUCUACACUUGCCAAUCAGUUCUAUGGACCUUAAUCCCGUAAGGACUGUAUGGUAAUCUCACAUUCUCACCAGCUUAAUUACUGCUUUUACGCAGGUUUUUGAUCAUCAAUGUUCUCGGGAUGAAAAUACUGAAAGGGGAGGUGAAAAAUAUUGGGGAGUGAUUGAAGGGCAGAGAAUGUACUUGCACUGCUCAUCAUGGGGUGGGCAGCUGGAAAAAAUACACGGGUUUAUGCACUAACAGUCGGUAUGCAUAGCUCGAAUUGGUAGCGUGACAAAACGCAAUGGGAAUAAGUUGGGGUUGGAGGUGCAGGGCUCGGUUUUGGGUUGGUGAGUGUGGUUUUUUGUCUCGGGUUAAAAGGGUCGUGUUUUGGGGGGUGUAUUAACCUGGUAUUGUUGGCGGAAACGAUGGGGAUAAUAGAGAUCCAACUCAUGCUGACUACGUUGUACAAAUUGUAUGUGAAAACAUGAUAAAUCUGGGAGGGUUUUUGGUUAUGUUUGGCAAUGCACUCAUAUCAGCCCUAGUUAGUGUGGUCCUCAGGCUGCUUUUGUGUACACCAGUACGUGUGGUCCUUAAUCUGCUGUGUGUUUUUUUUUUUUGGCGAAUAUAAUUGUCAUUUGUUGAGUUU
This is a messenger RNA of Ipomoea nil (Japanese morning glory), 4375 nucleotides long. RefSeq lists its product as uncharacterized. The record is from RefSeq and is a predicted model, not a curated record. The coding region runs from base 427 to 2694 and encodes 755 amino acids. Lineage: Eukaryota; Viridiplantae; Streptophyta; Magnoliopsida; Solanales; Convolvulaceae. The transcript is spliced from 3 exons.